Messenger RNA from Clarias gariepinus (North African catfish), 3892 nucleotides. It is a transcript of the gene svopa, whose product is annotated as SV2 related protein a. Gene Ontology annotation, molecular function: transmembrane transporter activity. The coding region runs from base 116 to 1753 and encodes 545 amino acids. Gene Ontology annotation, cellular component: membrane. Gene Ontology annotation, biological process: transmembrane transport. The transcript is spliced from 16 exons. NCBI's taxonomy places the organism in Eukaryota, Metazoa, Chordata, Actinopteri, Siluriformes, Clariidae. The record is from RefSeq and is a predicted model, not a curated record.
CGUGUUCGCUGUCCGCCCGCUCGCGGUGCUGAAAUCCCGGCGCGCAGCAACAACAAUAAGGAGAAGAAGAAGAGGAAUGUGAGGGCGAUGAAAGACACGAGCGCCGGUUUACAUCAUGGACGAUGAUCUGUUCCAGCUGAGACAACUGCCUGUGGUGAAGUUCCGGCGUACAGGCGAUAGCACUUAUUCAGAGUAUGAGUGUGGAACGAGGGAUCAGAUGGUGCAGGUCGAAGGCGGAAACAUCGAUGCAGGUUCUGUGGAUCUGUCUGAUGGAGCUCCGGUACCGCAAGAGUUUGCCAACCCUACUGACGAUACCUUCAUGGUGGAGGAUGCUGUGGAGGCCAUCGGCUUUGGACAAUUCCAGUGGAAACUUUCAAUCCUCACGGGUCUAUCCUGGAUGGCAGAUGCCAUGGAGAUGAUGAUCCUCAGUAUCUUGGCCCCUCAGCUGCACUGUGAGUGGAGGCUCCCCAACUGGGAGGUGGCACUGCUCACUUCGGUGGUGUUUAUUGGCAUGAUGCUCAGCUCUUCAUUAUGGGGAAACAUAUCUGAUAAAUAUGGACGGAAAACAGGUCUGAAGAUGAGUGUUUUGUGGACUCUGUUCUACGGCAUCCUCAGUGCAUUCGCUCCUAUCUACGGUUGGAUUUUGUUUCUCAGAGCUCUGGUCGGUUUCGGUAUUGGAGGAGCGCCUCAGUCAGUGACGUUAUAUGCCGAGUUUCUGCCCAUGCGCUCCAGAGCUACGUGUAUUCUUCUCAUUGAGGUGUUCUGGGCUCUGGGCACGGUGUUUGAGGUGCUGCUGGCGAUCCUGGUCAUGCCGACGCUGGGUUGGCGCUGGCUGCUCGCUCUGUCCACAAUCCCACUCUUCAUCUUCGCCAUCCUCUGUUUUUGGCUGCCUGAGAGUGCCCGCUAUGAUGUGCUGUCUGGAAACCAGGAGAAAGCUUUGAACACGCUCAAACGCAUCGCUACAGAGAACAAAGUCCCCAUGCCACUUGGCAAACUCAUAGUGGCACGGCAGGAGGACAGGGGGAAGAUUAAGGACCUGUUCCUGCCUCAUUUCCGCUGGACUACAGUUCUCCUCUGGUUCAUAUGGUUCUCGAAUGCGUUCUCCUACUACGGCCUCGUCCUACUGACGACAGAGCUUUUCCAGGAGGGCGGCGCCUGCGGACAGACCAACGGCAGUAAAAAAGAGCCAAGGUGUAACCUGGAGUGCAAGUACCUGAACUCGGAUGAUUACAAAGACCUGCUGUGGACUACGCUUUCAGAAUUCCCAGGUCUUCUGGUGACGCUGUGGGCAAUCGAUCGGCUGGGGAGGAGGAAGACCAUGGCGCUGUGUUUCCUCGUCUUUUCAAUCUGCAUCGUGCCGCUCUAUGCCUGCGUGGGCAGGACGUCUUUAACAGUGCUGAUCUUUAUUGCGAGGGCGUUUAUUGCUGGAGGUUUCCAAGCAGCUUACGUUUACACACCUGAGGUAUAUCCGACAGCAACGCGAGCUCUGGGUCUGGGCACGAGCAGUGGCAUGGCCCGGGUCGGGGCUCUCAUCACACCUUUUGUGGCUCAGGUGAUGCUGGAGUGGUCAGUGUAUCUGACUCUGUCGGUAUACUGCUGCUGCUGCCUGCUUGCCGCCGUGGCAUCGUGUGCUUUACCCAUAGAGACGACGGGCCGAGGCCUGCAGGAGUCCAGUCACAGGGAGUGGGGACAGGAGAUGAAGGGCCGCGACUCCAUCCCUCGCUCCAACUCCUCAUCCACCUCCCAGCAGUGAGAAAGCAGGAGAGAGGUCAGGACGGAAUAGAGAGGGAAAAGUGAUGGAGGGGAAAAUCAGGACAGGGGACGAAAGAGUGAGAUUCAGUGGAGAAACAAGGAACUUUAGGGAAAAAGAAAGAUGGAAAGGGAAUGGAGCAGAAAGAGACUGUUAGAGGGGGAGAAAGAGAAGUUUGUGUAUAAUGAAUGAAGGAAAUGUGGUCAGGCAUCAAAGCCUGAAUGAUCGUUCACAUGAUUCAUGUAGUCACAUGACGCUACUCGUUUCAGUGAUUCAGCAGGUCAAGCACUUUGUGGACGACACACCGUAUCCUCACACGCCGGACCAGUGUGUAUCCCAGCUGACACGCACACAUCAGGAUGAAACGUACCGUUUGAUGACUGAAAUCACACUAAUCCAUCUGUGUUCACGAUCAUUUCAAACACAAGCUUGUUCUCUGUGGGUGACGAUCACCGUCCAGUCAACACUUCAUGCAGAUAUUAAUCGUAAGGCAAACCAGAGCUAAUUAUUAGCAUGACGCAGAUCAGGUUGUGCUAAUUUGCUUUGAUGUUGACCUUAUUAAUGAGAUUAAACCCUAAAAAACUGUUAAAAAAGCUACUGUAAGUAAGACAGAUGUUUGGUGUCUGCAGAUCGCUUCUUUAGUUAUGAGUUUAUUGUCGCUAAUGAGAGACGUACAGUAAGAGCAGCUUCCAGCAUUUAGCACUGUGCAAACUGUACGACACUGUUGUACAUUAAGUAGUUCAGUUUAUUUUACUUGGUGUCUGAUGUCAUGGUCGCAUGCCUGCUUGUUUUUACUUCUUGAUCAGUAACUCAGUUAUUUUUUCUAUAGCCACAGCAGAAGCUAAUUCUAGAGGUCAUUAAAAAAUAAUAUCUUUUAUUACUCUGGUUAAAAUAUGUAGUAAAACUACUGCCUCGGCAGCCUGACGUUAACAGCCAUCUUGGGCCUCCGAGUGGUGCAGGAGAUCGCAAGCUCGAUUCCCGGGUGAUGCUGUAACCUCUCGCAGCCGGAGGUCUAGAGAGAACUGAUUGGCCGAGCUCUCUCUCAGAGGGGAGGGAUGAGAGGUACUUAGUGUUCCCACAUUAAUCACAGCUCUACAGUCAAUCAGUGGUUUUAAUGUUAUGGCUGAUCAGUGUACAAGCUUCUUUCAUUUGUAGCGUAAAGAAGAAAUUUUAGACACCAAACAUCUCGGCUGAUUAUAAUUGCUGUAGUUCAGCAGGUAAAAUUCUAGCUUUUUUUUCUCUCCUUUGAAAGGAAAUCUAGAGAGAUGCUCUGUGUCAGUAGUGUGUAUAACUGAGGAAACCGCUUGUACUGCAAGUGUGCACAAAAUGAAUUAUGUGCUGGAGGUUUCAAAUGGCAUCAGCAAUCUGAGGGAACUAGUGAGAUGGAAGUGCAAAGCAGGACAUUAUUGUCUCUCUCUCUCUGUGUGUGUUUGGUUUAAAGAGUACAGGACGGUAUUAGAACAGAAAAAGAGGAAUUUCUGAGAGUUUAUUUUACUACAAAACACAGCUUUAGAGCAGUAAUCUGUAAAAAGUGACACAUUUCGAUGACACCCUGGUCAGUCUUUCAUUGGUGUUGUGACCGACAGCAGGGUGGCCUCCACACACACACACACACACACACACACACACCUCAUUCACCACUGAUAAUUACGUGGACUGAAAAUACGUUGUACGCAGCAAAGGUGUUAUUUUUAACCACCACGUCACAUGAGCGUCAUUUUACCACUCAGCCGAAACUUCACGCGUGUAUUAGAUACAGUAUAAACACACUCACUGCUUAUUAAGGUUAAGCAAACACAAAACCAUUUCUCAAAUGGACCUUAAGAAACAUGUCCUACUGUAAUAGCGGCGAGAAUAAGAGAAAGUUAUCGUCGUUGUUCAUAAAAACACAGCUGAUGAUCGGCAGGUCAGUUUUAAUUUUUAUUUUAUUGAGACAAUUGAAAUGAGUGAAAUUGGCUGGGAAUGUUUAAGACCUCAUUUUGGCAACUGAAAACACACACACCAAAAAACAAUCAAGAUUAAACUGAAUGUUUGUAAUUUAUGAAGUCAUAAACGGCAGAUAAUACAUUUGGCUCGUCUUGGCUGAUUGACUACAAAGUGCAAAAAUAAAUUACAUUUUUAAUUUUUUUUUGGUGAUUACUU